Messenger RNA from Malurus melanocephalus (red-backed fairy wren), 5796 nucleotides. RefSeq names its product zinc finger BED-type containing 1 (gene ZBED1). Gene Ontology annotation, cellular component: nucleus. Lineage: Eukaryota; Metazoa; Chordata; Aves; Passeriformes; Maluridae. The transcript is spliced from 2 exons. Gene Ontology annotation, molecular function: protein dimerization activity; DNA binding. The record is from RefSeq and is a predicted model, not a curated record. Gene Ontology annotation, biological process: regulation of transcription by RNA polymerase II. Bases 1434 to 3521 code for a protein of 695 amino acids.
GUGCCCCCACCCCGCCGGGGCGGCUGGGACCGCCGGCCUCGUCCUCCCUGUCCCGGCUGCACCAGGAGGGGAACGUACCUGUGCUCCAAAAGCUUAGUCUUUAAUACUGGCUGUCACUCUGAUAGCSUUAAAGCUGACAAGUGAAAGACACUUGUAGUUUUUUCUAAGGAACUUCAGGCUAGUCGUUGGUUCUGGAAGACAGAUUUUUGCACUUUUCUGAUUUAGAUCAACAGCAUCUUAAAUGCUGACUUAGAGGAAACUUUUGAGUUAGUCAGAAAAACAGCUAUCUGAAUUUCCUUUUUCCUCUCAUAACUCUUGAAGACUCUAAAAUGCUCCUGAGUGUGUAAACGUAGAGCAAACUAUGAGUUCGGACAAAUGCGUAGGUUAUCAUCAGAGUUGAGCAUACAGCUAGAUUGAAUUCCAUCCUUUCACUUUCUCUGCUUAUCAGCAAAUGAGCCUUUGUGGCCCUGUCGAUAGUGUUAACCAGAGGAACACUAAAAAAAAGUAAUAUUGAGAGUUUCAGUAAGGAAUUCAGGCAGAUGAGGAUAUUGAUACAGAAAAUAUCUGAAGUACUGCGGAGGAGAUGGAGCGUACACCCCACAAUAGGAAUGUAUUUGUCCAUCUUAUCACACAUGGCAUCCUUCUUGGUUAGCAUUCUGUCUACUUUUUAUUCAUUCCUUAUUCUUCUGCUGGGAUUCCCUUUCUCUCUCAAAAGGCAGCGAUGAAACCUCAAACAAGCAAGAGGACCCUGGUGACAAAAAGGGCAGAUGUGCAUAUGGUUUGAAGUCAUCUGAGCAUUUUUUUAGCAUUAGUGUUUCUUGGCAGAGGAAAUUUGGGUAUUUUGUCUAGGGUGUGUAACACUUUCCAAAUCUUUUUUUGAACCACAGAGAUGCAGCAUGACGAAAAUGUGACCCAGCGUUUUGUUGCAGUCUGCUCUUUGCUGCUAUUGAAAAUAAAAAGUAUUGAAUUUGGAAAUGCCAGAGGAAGGCAGUGAAGAUCCAACCUGGGAAAUGUCAGUUGCCUGAGUGGGCCCAAGGCAGAUUUGACAGAUGUGAAAAGUUUUCUUUGAGCCCUAACUUGGGAUGUUUUUUUUCCCGAGGACAGUUGGUUUCUUCCUGCGCUAGUUGUUUGCACGCAGUUCCCUCUUGGCAGUUACCUGCUGCCUUGCUUUGACUCGCUGUGUCCAGCCAUUGCUUAAAGAAGUGAUUCACCUUAACAACUGGAACCUUUUUACCCAGAUGAACCUCGUUUCCAUAAUAACAUCAAAAUAGUGAUGUCAGUGCAACAAAAAGCAAAAGUGUUGUUAGAACAAGCUUGGAUAAGUAAACUACAGUUCCUGUAAGAAAAUCCUGAGUUCCUUUUUCAGACAGUAAUCUAGAAAGGUACUCAUUAAUGAGUGAAGGAUCAAAAGGUGAGACGGUGGCCAAGAAGCAAUGGAGAAUAAAAGUUUAGAAGGUUCCCCAUCAGACCUAAAGUUAGUGGCUCACCCGAGAGCAAAGAGUAAAGUGUGGAAGUACUUUGGGUUUGAUACCAAUGCGGAAGGAUGCAUAUUACAGUGGAAGAAGAUCUACUGCCGUAUUUGCAUGGCACAGAUUGCCUAUUCAGGAAACACGUCCAACCUUUCCUACCACCUUGAGAAAAAUCACCCCGAUGAAUUCUGUGAGUUUGUGAAAAGUAACACUGAGCAAAUGAGGGAAGCCUUUGCCACAGCAUUUUCAAAAAUCAAGCCAGAGUCAUCGCAGCAGGUUGUUCAAGAUAGCCUCAUCAUGAAGACCUACCAGAGCUACGAAAACAAAAAACAUCAGGAACUGACAUCUGCAGUAAUCAGCUUAAUUUGCGAGGGCAUGUAUCCAGCCUCCAUCGUUGAUGAACCUACGUUCAAGGCCCUCUUGAGAACAGCAGACCCCAGGUAUGAACUUCCGAGCCGGAAGUAUUUCUGUACAAAAGCGAUUCCUGAAAAGUACAGUGCUAUUAGAGAAAUUGUACUGAAGGAGCUCACUGAAGUUCUGUGGUGUGGUAUAUCCACGGACAUGUGGAGAAGCGAAAACCAGAACAGGUCUUAUGUAACCGUGGCAGUUCACUUUCUCAGCAACAGUCCUGCCAAUUGCCUGGUUGUGAACUCACGGUGUUUGAAAACGUUCGAGGUACCGGAGGAUAACACUGCAGAGACCAUUACACGAGUCCUUUAUGAAACAUUCAUUGAGUGGGGGAUCAAUACGAAAGUCUUUGGUGCUACUACAGAUUAUAGUAAAGACAUUGUGAAAGCUUGCUCUCUUCUAGAUAUCCCYGUACAGAUGCCUUGUUUGGGGCACACUUUUAACGCAGGAAUACAACAAGCUUUUCAGCUCCCCAAACUCUGCAACCUUCUUGCCAGGUGCCGAAAGCUAGUGGAGUAUUUUCAGCAGUCUACGGUCGCAAUGUACAUGCUGAGCGAGAAGCAGAAACAGCAGAAUAUUCUCCACUGCAUGCUGGUAAGCGACCGUGUUUCCUGGUGGGGAAGCACGCUYGCUAUGCUGCAGCGCCUCAAGGAGCAGCAGUUUGUCAUUGUGGCUGUUCUCGUAGAGGACAGUAACAACCACCACCUCAUGCUGGAAUCCAGUGAGUGGAAUACAAUCGAAGGGCUGGUGGAGCUGCUCCAGCCUUUCAAGCAGGUUGCAGAGAUGAUGUCUGCUUCAAAGUACCCAACGAUAAGUAUGGUGAAGCCACUUCUCCACAUGCUUUUGAAUACUACUCUGAACAUCAAAGAGAAYGAUUUGAAAGAAAUCAGCAUGGCAAAGGAGGUGAUUGCUAAAGAGUUGUCAUCCACCUACCAGCGCACACCUGAGAUAGACAUGUUUCUCAAUGUUGCAACUUUCUUGGAUCCCCGCUACAAGAAACUUCCUUUUCUUUCAGCCUUUGAGAGGCAGCAGGUGGAAAACAGAGUGGUGGAAGAAGCAAAAAGCCUGCUGGAGAAAGUAAAAGAAAAUAGCUUUAGAACUGAGGAGAAAUUCUUCACUGUUUCAGAAGAGCCCCCUAUGAAAAAAAUCAUCAUCUCCUCUACUCCUCCUCCUACCAGUGUCAUCAACAACAUGCUCGCAGAGAUCUUUUGCCAGACGGGAGGCGUGGAAGACCAGGAGGAAUGGCAUGCUCAGAUCGUUGAGGAGUUGAGCAACUUCAAGUCACAAAAGGUCCUUGGUUUGAACGAAGACCCRUUGAAAUGGUGGUCUGACAGACUAGCUCUGUUUCCAGUUUUACCAAAGGUUCUUCAGAAAUACUGGUGUAUUCUGGCCACGAGGGUCUUCCCUGAACGUCUUUUUGGUUCUUCUGCUAAUGUUGUGAGUGCAAAGAGAAACCGGUUAGCCCCGGCUCAUGUGGAUGAGCAGAUCUUUUUGUACGAAAACAGUCGCAAUGGGUCUGAGGCAGAACCAGAGGACGAAGAUGAAGGAGAGUGGGGUUUGGAACAGGAACAGAUUUUUAAUUUAAAUGACUCAGUAAACAUAAACAACAAUUUCUUUAAUAUUCGAGACAGUGGGUUUGUUUAACAGGACUGCUGCGGUACAUUUAAUAACAAAGAAAAAAAGGUAUUUGUCUUAAGUUACCAAAAAUUCUUCUGUUUAUGCUAUGAAUGCUGUAAAUAUUGAACAGUUGUAACAAACUUGAUUUAGCUUCCAUUGUCUGUGUUUUUCCCAGYGUCUUAAAACAUGAAUUACUUGUGAUUAAACAGCACUGAAAUGAAUGAGGAAAUAAAUUCUACAAAGACCGUCAUUUCUGACUGUGGCCCAGAUUCCAGAAAGCACUUACCCAUGUGCUUCCUUUCCGCUUGCUUCAGUGGGAGACAAACACAUGCUUAUGUGCUUUCUAUCAUAAAAUAAUUUUCCUGAGUUAGGACCUUGAGGAAAUUUUAAAAUUUAUGCCUGCAUUUGUAAMUCCUGUGUGACUCAGGAUGCUAGCUUUAAAUUUUGGAUUUUAAAACAUUUUUAAAAUCCAUGAAUCUGAGCAUUGAAUAUUUUUAGAAUAUAUUGUUGCUAUGGAAUGAAAAAAGAUCUUGAGCCUGAUCUUCACUACCUCAUGUCUUAGGUCUGGUCUAUGCUAGAAAAGUUCAGCUGGUAUAAUUCUGUUGGUAAGGGGACUGGUGUGUUAUUUUAACUGAUACUGUGCUGGCAUAGGCUGGAGUGUGGAUGCAUUUAUACCAGGAUAAUUUAUUUUCCUUUCCAGUGCAGUGUAAAUGGUAUAAAGACUUUUAAACUGGUAUUGCUCUGUCCACAUUAGUCCAGUUUUACCAUUUAAAUGCCGCUAAAUGGCAAAGUUAGGUUUUUGUUUGUUUUGCUUUGUGUCUAAGCAAGCCCUGAUUGUAGUCUCUUGUGCUUUUGCAAAGUGGUAACCAAGUGUGGGAUCAAAGCAGUGUUGCAUUACCUUCACCUUGUACUGAUGCCGUGGCUGGUGCCACAUGGUGCUUAGCAGGCAAGGCAUCAGCCCUUUGGUAAYGGAGGGAGGGAGAGAGGGCAGAGAGACAUCUACAGGCCACGGGUCUAACGGUUUGUCUGUGUUACAAAAUCCUUAACCUCUUAAUUUAAUGGGGACUUUGCCCCGGRUAGCUAGAAACAUUUAUUGGCAAGGAAAGCAAAAUAAAAAGCUUUAAUAUUAUGUAAAUAUAUUUAAAAGAAGGGGACCACUCUAUUUCCUCACGUGUAUUUAGUGAGUCUUCAAAAUUGUUUUUUAUUAUGUUAGCACUUAAAAACUCUUUUUUUUCUCUUUUUGAUUCUGUUUGUAGAGUGGACUUUAGUCCCAUCUAGUCUAAUGUUUGAGUACUGUUUCUAAUUAGCUGUGUAUUGUAAUUGCUCCCUUUGUGUCUCUAAGCRUGUUUUAAGCCCUUUUGAGAACUUGACAAACAAGAAAAAAGAAAGGAAACAAACCUGAGACCUUCCAUCUCUUAUGAAAUACUACAGGUCAUAAACAUGAUUAGAGUUCAUGCUAGACACAAAGUAGGAUGCACCAGCAUUUUUCUCAGAUGUGCAGUGGAGGACUCUUGGCAUUUUCCAGUUAUUUACAAUCAAGGUUUGCUUGGGGUUUUAUUUCUGUUUCUGGUGUCUCACCCACCCCCACCUCAGUGUUAGUCUACAACUAUGUUGAGCAAUAUCUGUCUGUUACUGUUCUGGAGGAAGAAAGUUGGUGUUUUUUUCAUCGUGGUGGCACUCAAGGACAUUGUGUUUUAAAAAGGGYGCAGACAGCAGGAACAUCAACAAAUGAGAAUGGCAGUGGAACUGAAUCUAUUGCCGAACUGUUUAUGGUUUGGUUUAAUACUUCUUGGAAGUUUGAGGCCUCUGUGUUCUUCAUAGGUGGUGGGAAUGGGUGGGUGRGUGAGGAGGGACAGCGGUUCCAAUGAAGGAAGAGUGAAUUAAGCAGUCACAAACUACCUGGCAUGUUUGAGCCCAGGAAAAAUGCAGUUAGCAGGUGGUGUGGCCUGUGUUGGCUUUUAGUAAGCCUGGGGUUUCACUUUCCAGCCCCUGGAAAACUGAUUUGUACUUGUACAAAGUACACACACUGUGCAUCCUGUUAAAUGUUGCUAUUCUCCAUGUCCACUGAAGAGGUGUAUGUGAUUGCUUAAGGUGCAAAAUGCAGGCUUGGCCUAAAAUCCCACAGACAUGUAGGCUCUGUGUGAGGACAGCAAAAUCAAGGAAUGGAGGGGAGCGAGAUACCUGAGCUCCUGUGACACCCCCACAGUCUGCCUGGAAGACCUCUUGGUUUUUAUGACCAUCAGUUGCAGCAGCUGUUAGCACCACUGCAAGCCCUCCCUCCAGGAGCUGCACAAAUGCUGGU